Molecule: messenger RNA, 360 nt
Organism: Botrytis porri
Lineage: Eukaryota; Fungi; Ascomycota; Leotiomycetes; Helotiales; Sclerotiniaceae
Exons: 1
Coding region: 1-360 (119 amino acids)
Source: RefSeq, a predicted model, not a curated record
AUGUGCAACUCAAGCCAGAAAUCCUCUUCUUCCUCAAGAUCCUCCAAAGAAUAUCUCUCCACACCAUCAGCAUCCUCAAAAUCAAACUCGACCUCAUCCUCUGCCUCUCAAAGGGCCCAACAGGGCUCAAGUGCCUCACACUCUUCAUCUUCAUCCGCAAUCUCAUCCUCAUCGCAGUCAUCCCAAACGGAUUCAGCUGAACACAAGCAUCAAGGUGAAGCAAUCAAGCGAUAUGAGAACGAACCUAGAGAUUACAAGUCUUGGGUUGUGGAGGAAUACGAUGUACAUCAGCAACAAGCGAGCGAAGUGCAUUGGAAUGAAGUGGAGAGAGAUCUCCAAGGUGUGGAGUGGACGCAUUAA